Molecule: messenger RNA, 1038 nt
Organism: Prorocentrum cordatum
Lineage: Eukaryota; Dinophyceae; Prorocentrales; Prorocentraceae
Source: the annotation of a GenBank genome assembly
AUGCGGCGGAUCCGCUGGCGGCGCGACCAGCGCAGCGGGAGGCUGCGGAGUCGGCCCUCGACCCGAGCAGGAUCGGCAGGUGCUCCGGCUGCAGGCGCUGGCACUCCGACGUGCCGGAGGGGCCGCCGCCGAGGCUGGGAGGCGAUGGCUGGUGGUACUGCCACGAGUGCUGGCCGGAGUGGUGGCUGGAGGUCGAGGACCCUGGGCGACCCGGCGUCGCCGCCGAUCAACCGCCUGUACGCGCGGUGGUGCGCCUUCCGGGAGGACGCCUUCGCAAACAUGUUUCCGGCGGCCAGCACCCUGCCGGGCAUGGGGCCCGGCGCGGCCGAGCCCUGUGGGGCGCAGGGCGGCGUCUGCACCGUGGUGCGCCCCGGGGACGCCUCGUCCGCGGCCGAGGCCGCGCGCAUCUUCUUCGAGCACGGCUUCGUGGUGCUGCGCGGCGCGCUGGCGGCGCCGGCGGCGCGCGAGGUGCUGCACACGUGCCGGCGCCUGCACGAGGCGGUCCGGGGGCUCGACCCCGUGGGCAUGGGCAACAGGGGCCGCGGCAGGUACUCCUUCCACACCGCCGUCGGGCCGGGCCAGUGCCUGCACCUCAGCGCCUACGCCCGGCACCUGGUGGACAACCCCGCCGUGCUCGACACGCUGGACGCCAUCUUCGCCGCGGCCGGCCGCCUGGACGUGGCCGCCGUGCAGCAGCUGCGGCACGAGGCCAGCCCCGCCGCGAGCCGCGGCGGCGGCGGCCAGCUGCCCUUUGGCGCCGCCGCCGACCGCGCGACAACAGAGGGCGGUCGCCCUGGCGCGGGGGCAGCAGUACCACGUCACCGGCGCCGGGGGGGACUUCUGCGAAGGCUGGGUCCGCGAGUACCACCGCUGCACAGCGACUACGGGCGCGCGCGGCCGCUGCGGGGCGCGCCGUGGUUGCGCAACCCGGGCUACGGCCCAGACGCGCCCGUGCACGUGCGGGAGGCCCCGCCCGUGGUCUCGGUGAACUUCGCCGUGCAGCCGCAGCACCGCUGGAGAACGGAGCCAUGCGCUUGA